UUUGCGUUAACAUCCUUAUUGGUUGUUCUAUGGUCCGCUUGGUUAGAAAAACAUUCGACCAAAUCAGGAAUAAUGCUCAAAUUUGAUUUGCGCAGGAAAGUUUUAAUAGAAAUAUUAAAUGUUUUUGAUUCUUUUUUAACUAGCAAGAACAAAUGGAAUUCAAUAAUUUGCAAAUGACACACAACCUGAUUUUGUAGAAUUCAUAAUAGCAGGAGUGACGAAUUCAUAAUAGCAGGAGUGACAACCGGAUGUGUUUCAACGAGGACAGGAGAUUUUUUUAUAAUAGUACCGCAUGAAUAAGAAAUACUAUUACAUCAAACUCAACUGUCAACACGAACUACUACUUUAACUUCAAUCACAAUGAGAGUCUGUGUACAAAAGCCUACGGAAUUUUCUUCGGCAUGAUUUCUUCUCUUUCUAAAUUUUUUUGUUUGUUUAUGUGCUUAUCAACAACAUGAUGUUUUUAUUUUUUACAAGUAAAAUAUGCAAUCUAUCGAAAGCAAAACUUCAGAAGAAUUGCCAAGUUCCAAGCUGGGAACACGGGAAUAUUGGGAGCAGUUUUAUUCUAAAGAACUUGAAAACUUUUCUGACAGUAAAGAUGAAGGAGAAAUAUGGUUCGGUUACAAUCGCAUGAUAAAAGUUGUUCGAUGGAUUGUCCAUAAUUACACGAAGAAAGAUAUACGCAUACUUGAUAUUGGUUGUGGAAAUGGAGUCUUCUUGCUUGAACUGGCUGACGAAGAAUAUCAGAACCUUUUUGGUGUGGAUUAUUCUGACGCUGGUAUCAAACUUGCUCGAAAAAUUGCGAAAGAACAUGAUAAAGACAUACUCUACCAACAAGCGGAUUUCUUAGACUCAUCUACACUACGUUUUUCCACUCUCGCAGACAACAAAGCAUGCUUCGAUUUGUGUCACGACAAAGGAACAUAUGAUGCUAUCAGUUUACGCCCUAAUGACGCCAAAGAGGCACGACACAAGUACAUCAAUACACUGAAAAGUAUUCUUGUAGAAAAUGGAAUAUUCAUAAUAACGUCGUGUAACUGGACCCUAACGGAGCUUAAGGACCAGUUUGGAGGCGAUUUUGACUUCAAAGCAGACAUACCAGCGCCAACUUUUCAGUAUGGUGGAAGCACUGGUUCAACCGUAUCGACUGCUAUAUUUGUAAAGAGGUGAUAUCCAUCCAAAGCAAUAUAGCCGGGUGCGACAACCAUACUAUAAAUUUUGAAAUCGAGCAUUACUUGAAAGAAAAAUGACUAAAUGAGAUGGACAUGAAAAGAAGGACGGCUUGAAAAUUUUCGUUGACUCUGAUGUCACAGUUCUCCAUUACAGACGUUUUUUACGCUCUACUUGUGGUUUCAAAGUAAAAGAAGUUCUUUUUUCAA
This is a messenger RNA of Hydractinia symbiolongicarpus, 1379 nucleotides long. Its product is annotated as EEF1A lysine methyltransferase 2-like. Gene Ontology annotation, molecular function: protein-lysine N-methyltransferase activity. Gene Ontology annotation, cellular component: cytoplasm. The record is from RefSeq and is a predicted model, not a curated record. The transcript is spliced from 6 exons. NCBI's taxonomy places the organism in Eukaryota, Metazoa, Cnidaria, Hydrozoa, Anthoathecata, Hydractiniidae. Gene Ontology annotation, biological process: peptidyl-lysine dimethylation; peptidyl-lysine monomethylation. The coding region runs from base 484 to 1170 and encodes 228 amino acids.